UUAUUUUGUGAUUAUCUCUUCUUUCACAUUUUUAUAUAUUUUCUCACUUAACUCAAAACCAACAACAACAACAACAAACACUUAAAAAAUCAAAAAUUAGUAGUAAAAGGAUUUGUUUAUUAACUCUACUUAUUAUCAUCUGGUGCUUUGAUCUUUCUUACUCAAUGGAUUCAGGGGGAAGAAGAAGGGUACAUAGUAGUAGAAGGGUUCCUUCAAUGGGAGUAGAAGGGGAUGAAGAGUUUCAAGAAGAAGAUGUGUGGUCAGUUCUGAGAGAAGGAGAAACUUCAGGUCUUGAAAUGAAAAUACCCAAAAGUCAUUUCUCUUCCUCAUCUUCUUCUUCAUCUUCACCGUGGAAGAUUCAUAGAAGCAAGGACGUCUCAGGGGUGAAACAGUCAUCGGCACCUAUGAAUGUCCCUGAUUGGUCCAAGGUUUAUGGUGGUGACUCAAAGAGCAGCAGGAGGAGUAGUCAUUUGUGUUUUCAUGGUGACGACGAAGAUGGUGAUGAAGAUGAUGAUGGUUGCAUGGUUCCUCCACAUGAAUGGGUUGCAAGAAAGCUAGCAAGAACACAGAUCUCUUCUUUCUCUAUGUGUGAAGGAGUUGGAAGAACACUUAAAGGAAGAGAUCUAAGCAAAGUGAGAAACGCUGUCUUGUCAAAAACUGGUUUCUUGGAGUAAGUAGGAUAUAAUAUCUCAUCAUCAUCAUCAUCAUCAUCAUCAUCCAUGUGCAUGGAGGAGCAUGAAUCCCAUAACUCUUGUUUAACAUUAUCAUCAACAUGAAAAACUCAACUUUAUGGUAUCCACAUCAUCAUCAUUAUCAAUGUCAUUGUCGUCAUCAUCAUGUGGGGAUCACUAUACCAAGAGUCUUUUGUUUAAUUUUUUUUCUUUAUUAUCGUUAUUAUUAAUAUUUCAAUGUGUUAUUUAGAGUAGAUAAGUAUCAUAGUGAUGAUGAUGAUGACUUGUCAGCCCCAUGCAUGGGUCCCGUUUUAUUUUUCUUCUGUUGGUUUUUUUUUGGUUUCUAUUUGAAGCUUUAACUAGAACCUCUUUGAGUUCUUCACCAUGUUUGGUGAAAGUUUUUGUCCUUUGCUAUCGAUGUUAUAUAUAUAAACUUUGGUGAA
Messenger RNA from Camelina sativa (false flax), 1114 nucleotides. Its product is annotated as protein S40-4-like. NCBI's taxonomy places the organism in Eukaryota, Viridiplantae, Streptophyta, Magnoliopsida, Brassicales, Brassicaceae. The record is from RefSeq and is a predicted model, not a curated record.